Molecule: messenger RNA, 2686 nt
Organism: Chrysochloris asiatica (Cape golden mole)
Lineage: Eukaryota; Metazoa; Chordata; Mammalia; Afrosoricida; Chrysochloridae
Gene: KCNQ2
Product: potassium voltage-gated channel, KQT-like subfamily, member 2
Exons: 18
Coding region: 68-2686 (872 amino acids)
Biological process (GO): transmembrane transport; potassium ion transport
Cellular component (GO): membrane
Molecular function (GO): voltage-gated potassium channel activity
Source: RefSeq, a predicted model, not a curated record
GGCGCCGGUCCCCGCCACCCGCCACGCGUCGUACCCGCUGACCGCGCCCGCCAGGCCGCCGGGCACCAUGGUGCAGAAGUCGCGCAACGGUGGCGUGUACCCCGGUCCGAGCGGGGAAAAGAAGCUGAAGGUGGGCUUCGUGGGGCUGGACCCCGGCGCCCCCGAUUCCACGCGGGACGGAGCGCUACUCAUCGCUGGCUCCGAGGCCUCCAAACGCGGCAGCAUUUUGAGCAAGCCGCGCGCACCGGGCGCUGGAAAGCCCCCCAAACGCAACGCCUUCUACCGCAAACUGCAGAAUUUCCUCUACAACGUGCUCGAACGGCCGCGCGGCUGGGCGUUCAUCUACCACGCCUACGUGUUUUUGCUGGUCUUCUCCUGCCUCGUGUUGUCUGUGUUCUCCACCAUCAAAGAGUAUGAGAAGAGCUCUGAAGGUGCCCUCUACAUCCUGGAAAUUGUGACCAUCGUGGUGUUUGGUGUGGAGUACUUUGUGCGGAUCUGGGCUGCCGGCUGCUGCUGCCGUUACAGAGGCUGGCGUGGGCGGCUCAAGUUUGCUCGGAAGCCCUUCUGUGUGAUCGACAUCAUGGUCCUCAUCGCUUCCAUCGCUGUGCUGGCCGCUGGCUCCCAGGGCAAUGUCUUCGCCACAUCUGCGCUUCGGAGCCUGCGCUUUCUGCAGAUUCUGCGGAUGAUUCGCAUGGACCGCAGAGGGGGCACCUGGAAGCUGUUGGGGUCUGUGGUCUACGCUCACAGCAAGGAACUGGUCACCGCCUGGUACAUCGGCUUCCUCUGCCUCAUCCUGGCCUCAUUCCUAGUGUACUUGGCAGAGAAAGGCGAGAACGACCACUUUGACACAUACGCAGACGCGCUUUGGUGGGGCCUGAUCACCCUGACAACCAUUGGCUAUGGAGACAAGUACCCCCAGACCUGGAACGGGAGGCUCCUGGCAGCCACAUUCACCCUUAUUGGUGUCUCCUUCUUUGCGCUUCCUGCGGGCAUUUUGGGCUCUGGAUUUGCCCUGAAAGUUCAGGAGCAGCAUCGGCAGAAACACUUUGAGAAGCGUCGGAAUCCUGCAGCCGGCCUGAUCCAGUCUGCCUGGAGAUUCUAUGCCACCAACCUGUCGCGAACGGACCUCCACUCCACCUGGCAGUACUAUGAACGCACCGUCACUGUGCCCAUGUACAGCUCACAAACCCAAACGUACGGGGCCUCCAGGCUGAUCCCACCACUCAACCAGCUGGAGCUGCUUCGGAACCUCAAAAGCAAAUCUGGUCUCACCUUCAGGAAGGAGCCCCAGCCGGAGCCAUCGCCAAGCAGGAACGCUCCAUGUCGCCUCAGCAGAGAGCCCCUGUGUGGAUGCUGCCCCGGACACUCUAGCCAGAAGGUCAGUUUGAAAGACCGUGUCUUCUCCAGUCCCCGAGGCGUGGCCACCAAGGGGAAAGGGUCCCCUCAGGCCCAGACGGUACGGCGGUCCCCUAGUGCUGACCAGAGCCUGGAGGACAGCCCCAGCAAGGUGCCCAAAAGCUGGAGCUUUGGGGAUCGCAGCCGGGCACGGCAGGCCUUCCGAAUCAAGGGCGCGGCAUCAAGGCAAAACUCGGAAGAAGCUAGUCUCCCCGGGGAGGACAUUGUGGAGGACAACAAGAGUUACAACUGCGAGUUUGUCACGGAGGAUCUGACCCCUGGGCUCAAAGUCAGCAUCAGGGCUGUUUGUGUCAUGCGGUUCCUGGUGUCCAAGCGGAAGUUCAAGGAGAGCCUGCGACCCUAUGACGUCAUGGAUGUCAUCGAGCAAUAUUCAGCUGGCCACCUCGACAUGCUGUCCCGCAUCAAAAACCUGCAGUCCAGAGUGGACCAGAUUGUGGGCCGAGGCCCAGCCAUCACUGACAAGGACCGCACCAAGGGCCCAGCUGAGGCAGAGUUGCCUGAGGACCCCAGCAUGAUGGGGCGGCUGGGCAAAGUGGAGAAACAGGUCCUGUCCAUGGAGAAGAAGCUGGACUUCCUGGUGAACAUCUACAUGCAACGAAUGGGCAUUCCCCCAACCGAGACUGAGGCUUACUUCGGCGCCAAAGAGCCCGAGCCAGCGCCGCCCUACCACAGCCCAGAGGACAGCCGGGAGCAGCUGGGAAGGAACGGCUGUGUCGUCAAGGUGGUGCGCUCCACCAGCUCCAUGGGCCAGAAGAACUUCGCGGCACCGCCCGCUGUGCCCCCUGCUCCAUGUCCACCAUCCACCUCCUGGCAGCCUCAGGGCUGUCCGCGCCAGGGCCCUGGCUCCUCGCCCGUGGGAGACCCCGGCGCGCUGGUGCGAAUCCCUCCACCGCCCACCCACGAGCGUUCAUUGUCGGCCUACAGCGGGGGCCACCGGGCCAGCGCUGAGUUCCUUCGGCAUGAGGACUCGAUGAGGCCCCCGGAGGGCGGCCUGCGGGACAGCGACACGUCCAUCUCCAUCCCUUCCGUGGACCACGAAGAGCUGGAGCGUUCCUUCAGCGGCUUCAGCAUCUCCCAGUCUAAGGAGCACCUGGACACGCUUGGCGGUGGCUAUGCGGCCGUGGCGCCCUGCGCCAAGGUCAGGCCUUACAUCGCCGAAGGCGAGUCUGACUCGGACUCUGACCUCUGCACUCCGUGCGGACCUCCGCCUCGAUCAGCCACUGGCGAGGGCCCCUUUGGCGAUGUGGGCUGGGCUGGCUCCCGGAAAUGA